AUGUCGGCUUUUGUGAGCUUGUCACGCUUCUUCACUCCCUCUGGGUCUCACCCUUGCUCCUUGGACUUCCCGGAAUCUGUUAUCGACAGCUUACCGGUGGACUUUGAUGUGACAGAGGUGGGGCACAGUCUGUUGACGGUCGAAGACCCAGAAUUCCAUGAACACCUGCUCUCUUCAGUUGAAGCAGCAUCUCCCGAACAAUUACGCGCCCUCGUCCUUCAGCUCGCCGACGAGAUACCUGAACUACGAUGGUCUCUUGUCCAAUCGCUUGACUCCUUGAAGGCAUCGUCAAAGGAGAUCUCGGAGGUCUCACACAUUGACAUGAGGUCUGAUGCGGACUCAACCGAAGCUUCCUUUAGCCUAGAGAGUGUGUCAACAGACUCUGGGAGUUGCCCCAGCUGGAAAUCCGCCUGUUCGGUGAUUAAUUGGGACGUCAAUGAUAUCGAGGAUGUCCCUGAGAUCCAAUCCGAGGUGAGCGUGGAUGUCAGACCGCGUCCACGCUGGGAUAUUUGCGUAAAUUGCGGGCAAAAAUUCGACAUGAACGCGGUGCGCGGGCCGUUCGAAUGCUGCUAUCAUCCAGGGUUCCUCCGAAAAGAUGUUGAACGGCACAAACGGUGCGAUCCCCGGUCGUACCCGGAGGACUUUAUCUGGAGGUGCUGUAACGAAAGCGACCCAGAGGGAUGCGAGACUGGCUACCAUAUACCUGCCGGAGACAUUGGACUGCCGCGGUUGUCUUGA
Molecule: messenger RNA, 738 nt
Organism: Suillus plorans
Lineage: Eukaryota; Fungi; Basidiomycota; Agaricomycetes; Boletales; Suillaceae
Exons: 2
Coding region: 1-738 (245 amino acids)
Source: RefSeq, a predicted model, not a curated record